Molecule: messenger RNA, 1293 nt
Organism: Sphaeramia orbicularis (orbiculate cardinalfish)
Lineage: Eukaryota; Metazoa; Chordata; Actinopteri; Kurtiformes; Apogonidae
Exons: 7
Coding region: 1-1293 (430 amino acids)
Molecular function (GO): metal ion binding
Source: RefSeq, a predicted model, not a curated record
AUGACGUCCAAUAAAUGCAGAGGGGGAGGGGCAUCCGUCAGUCCAGGUGAACCACCUGAACGUAUUCAGAGUUCAGAGUCCAUUCUGACAGAAGAACAGAAGACGUCUGGUUCAGGACUGACUGAAGUUCACAGUAUGAGUGUGAGUGUGGAUGAAGAGGAGGAUGGAGCAGAGUUAUCCCAUUCUACAAACAGGGGUUUGUUCAUAAAGGAACCUCCAGGGGGCAGUAAUGAAUCAGGACCCUCUGAUCCACAAGGUCAGUAUAACAGACCCAGAGCAGAGUCUCCAGUGUCCACAUGUCUGUCCAUGAAGACUGACUGGUCCAAGGAGAGUCCUCCAUACUUUAGUCCUGAACCUGGACCUUCAGACACAGAAGGUCAGUAUAACAGACCCAGAGCAGAGUCUCCAGUUUCCACAUGUCUGUCCAUGAAGACUGACUGGUCCAAGGAGAGUCCUCCAUACUUUAGUCCUGAACCUGGACCUUCAGACACAGAAGAGACGGAGAGGACUCAUGUUCCUGAGGUGGACCCACCGUCCUGUUCUAUGUGUCAGAAGGUCCAGAGUGAUCCGGUCCGGGCCAGCUGUGGACACUGGUUGUGCAGACAGUGCAUCACUUCAUACUGGGACCAGUCUGGUUCAUCAGGAGACUCCUCCUGUCCCCAGUGUGAAGAAACAUCCAGAACAAGAGCUGAGCUGCAGAUCCACAGCUCUGUCCAAAUUGAACAUAAACUCAGUCUGAGGAGCAGAUGUGAAUGUGUGACUGAAGGAACUGAGGAAACAGGAAGUAGAACCCGUCUAAACCGGAUCUACACUGAGCUCUACGUCACAGAGGGACAGAGUGAAGACGUUCAUACCCAACAUGAGGUGAGGACGCUGGAGACAGUUUCCAAGAAGAUCAUCCAAGAAAGUCCAAUCAGGUGUCAGGACAUCUUCAAAGGCUUACCCGAGCAGCAGAAACCCAUCAGAGUGGUUCUGACCAACGGCGUGGCUGGAGUUGGAAAAACCUUCUCGGUGCUGAAGUUCACUCUGGACUGGGCCGAGGGUUUAGAAAACCAGGACGUCAGUCUGGUGGUUCCGCUGUCCUUCAGAGAGCUGAACCUGGUCACAGAUGAGCAGUACAGUCUGCUGACGCUGCUCCAUGUUUUCCAUCCAACAUUACAGAAGGUCACAGCAGAGCAGAUCAGUGUCUGCAAACUUCUGUUCAUCUGCGACGGCCUGGAUGAAAGCAGACUGUCACUGGAUUUCCACCACUGGGAACCUGCUUCCAUCAGCUCUGAUCUGGAUAACAUCUAG